GGAAUGCGGGCAAUACCAUCACACAUGCCAAAGGCAGCAUGGUCACCAGUCUGGAGUUUUGCACCUGCAAGCUAAUGACGAAACUCAUUCUGGUCCUGGGCCACACUGCCUGCAUGGCUUUGUCCAGUGCCAUGUGUGUGGAGAGUUGCGCAGGGAAGGCAUCGGACGCUUUGGUCCAAGGCAUUCGUUCGGCGUCCGAUGGCUCCAAGGAAAUUUCAAUGGAAGAGGCUGUGGAACUGAAUAUCUACCACACCAUGGACUGUCUUCUGCAGUACAGUAGCUGCAUCCGAGAAAAGGUACAGACUGGAGAAUUGGAGAUCCGUGGCGCUGUUUACAAGUGUGCGACGGGUCAUGUCCAAUUCCUCCAGGAAGCCCACGCUGGACCCAAGGAG
This is a messenger RNA of Cladocopium goreaui, 392 nucleotides long. Lineage: Eukaryota; Dinophyceae; Suessiales; Symbiodiniaceae. The record is from the annotation of a GenBank genome assembly.